AUGAGGAGAAAACAGCAUUAUUCGAAUCCGUCGUGUGUUUUUGUUCUCCUCUUUUCAUUCUUCCUAGGUCUAACAACACUACUCCCUUCUGUUGUUUCAUCGUAUCAUGUCUCGGAUGGGUCCCUCACAGAAGCCGAAACGAUGUACAUCAAACAUCGACAACUUCUUUACUACAGAGACGAGUUCGGCGAUAGAGGUGAAAAUGUUACGGUGGAUCCAUCUCUAGUUUUUCAAAACGACCGCAUCAAAAACGCUUACGUGGCGUUACAAGCUUGGAAACAAGCUAUUCUCUCUGAUCCAAACAAUUGCACUCUUAACUGGGUGGGUUCCAAUGUGUGCAGCUACACGAAUGUUUUCUGUGCACCCGCAUUGGAUAACCCUCAGAUCCAAACGGUUGCCGGAGUCGAUCUUAACCACUGUGAUAUCGCCGGAUAUUUGCCGGAGGAGCUUGGUUUGUUAACCGAUCUUGCUCUUUUCCAUGUGAAUACGAAUAGAUUCUGUGGAACGGUUCCUCAUAAAUUUGAGAAGCUGAAAAUCUUGUUCGAGUUGGAUCUAAGUAAUAACCGCUUCGCCGGAAAGUUUCCGGAGGUUGUUCUCCGGUUACCGUUGUUGAAGUUUCUAGAUCUGAGGUUCAAUGAGUUUGAAGGCACGGUUCCGAAGGCGCUUUUUGAUAAAGAUUUGGAUGCGAUUUUCAUCAAUCAUAAUCGGUUUGUGUUCGAUUUACCCGAUAAUUUCGGUAAUUCGCCGGUUUCUGUUAUCGUUCUGGCGAAUAACCGUUUUCACGGUUGUUUUCCGGCGGGGAUUGGAAACAUGACGAAUUUGAACGAGAUUAUUGCGAUGAAUAACGGUUUGCAGUCGUGUUUGCCGGCGGAGAUAGGGUUGUUGAAGAAUUUGACGGUGUUUGAUGUUAGUUUUAACAAAUUGUUGGGGCCGUUGCCGGCGGCGAUUGGGAAUGCGGUGGGGUUGGAACAGUUGAACGUGGCGCAUAAUAUGCUUUCUGGUCAGAUUCCGGAGAGUAUUUGUGCGUUGCCGAAUUUGGAGAACUUCACUUAUUCGUAUAACUUCUUCUCCGGCGAGCCGCCACGGUGUUUGGGUUUGCCGGCUUUUGAUGAUGAACGGAAUUGUUUGCCGGCGAGAAAGAAUCAACGGUCAGCGAGGGAAUGUAAGUCGUUUUUGUCUCACCCUAUUGAUUGCAGCUCUUUUAGGUGUAAAGCUUUUGUUCCUUCUUUGCCUUCACCACCACCUUCUCCCCCUGUUGUUGUUAUUCCACAAUCUCCUCCUCCACCGCCGCCAGUUUCUCUUCCUCCACCCUCGCCCGUGUUUUCUCCACCACCUCCACCUGUGUUUUCUCCACCACCUCCACCUCCGCCUGUGUUUUCUCCACCACCCCCACCUCCACCAGUAUAUUCACCACCUCCUCCUCCUCCUUCACCGCCUCCUCCUUCACCUCCACCACCACCUCCUCCAGUGUACUCACCACCCCCACCUCCACCAUCACCUCCACCACCUUUUUCCCCACCACCACCACCACCAGUGUAUUCUCCACCACCUCCUCCACCCUCACCUCCACCACCUUCACCCCCACCACCCUCUCCACCUCCUCCAGUUUACCCACCACCUCCACCACCGCCGCCUCCACCUCCUGUUAACUCGCCACCACCUCCAAGUCCCUCACCACCCUAUUGUGUUAGGUCUCCUCCACCUCCACCACCCAAUUCACCACCUCCACCAGCUCCUGUAUUCUCCCCACCACCGCCUGUACCUUACUAUUACAGCUCACCGCCUCCACCACCAUCUCAGUCACCUCCUCCACCACCUCAUUCACCUCCACCACCACCUCACUCUCCUCCACCACCUAUUUAUCCAUAUUUAUCACCCCCACCACCUCCUCCAGUUCACUCACCUCCACCACCAGUCCAUUCACCACCUCCACCAUCUCCACCACCUUGUAUAGAACCCCCACCACCACCUCCAUCACCUCCUCCUUGUGAAGAACAAUCACCUCCACCACCCCAUCAAACACCUUAUCUCCCACCACCAUCCCCAUCACCGCCACCAGUUUAUACCUCACCACCACCAGCACCAGUUUAUUUCUCUCCACCACCAGCACCAGUUUAUUCCUCUCCCCCACCACCAGUUCAUUACAAUUCACCACCACCACCAACAGUCUAUUCUUCACCUCCACCACCACCAGUCUAUUCUUCACCUCCACCACCAAUUCAAUACAAUUCACCACCACCACCUACACCUGUAUAUGAAGGGCCAUUACCACCAGUCUUUGGAGUCUCGUAUGCAUCACCACCACCACCACCCUUUUAUUAA
This is a messenger RNA of Vicia faba (fava bean), 2322 nucleotides long. The record is from the annotation of a GenBank genome assembly. NCBI's taxonomy places the organism in Eukaryota, Viridiplantae, Streptophyta, Magnoliopsida, Fabales, Fabaceae.